Messenger RNA from Yamadazyma jaroonii, 3030 nucleotides. NCBI's taxonomy places the organism in Eukaryota, Fungi, Ascomycota, Pichiomycetes, Serinales, Debaryomycetaceae. The record is from the annotation of a GenBank genome assembly.
AUGAGUGAAUUGGAAUCAUUGGGGAUCAAAGCUGUUAACCAAACAGACCUUGAAAACACCGUUACUAAGAAAGCCAAUGAAGUUAUAAUAUCCAAAGAUUUAGAGUUAGAUAAGAAAAGGUUGGAGAAAACCAACGAUGAUAUCGCCAAAAUUAGAAAAAAGUUAAGUCUUCUAGAAGAGAAACUUACUAAUCCCAGAACAAAGAUCAGUGAACGGAAGAAGAUUAAAGAAGAUAUAGAAUGGUUCAAUGAGAAUGAAUUAAAGCCCUUGAAACAGGAUUAUGAUGACAUUGUUGAACGGUUGAAAGAAUCCGAAGAACAAUUGAAGAAACCUGUUGAGACUGAAUAUGGUGAUAGAGAUAUCGACGAGACUGAACGAGAUUAUUUGAUAAGGAUUGGUAAGAUUACAGCUUUUGGGAAUGAAACAGCAUUUGGUGGAGACAGUCAGAAGAGUCAUGUCAAUCUUAGACAACCAGGAUUUCAUCAAAAGCCUGAAAAGGUUGAAAAGUCUGAAAAGAUUGAGGAUGCGGAGAUAAUACCGGAUGAAAGUGAAGAAGAACCAGUUGAACCGGUUGAAAUCAAAGAUGAUUAUGAAUUGGAAGAGGAUGAAAUAGAAGAACAAGAGGAGGAAAAAGAGGAAAGGAAUCUUGAUGAUGGUGAUGAGGAUAUUUAUCAAAGACGUCUCAAGUCAUGGACAGAAAAAAGAUCAGCACUUCGAAUUAUUGACGCCGACCCUGAAGAAUUGGAACAAUUCAAACCACAUCCCACAAUUGAAGAUUCUCAAUUAGAUGACAGUUUCAAAGUUCCUGGAGAUAUAUAUCCUUCUUUGUUUGACUAUCAAAAAACUUGUGUUCAAUGGUUAUGGGAAUUAUAUAAUCAGAAGACCGGAGGAAUCCUUGGUGAUGAAAUGGGUCUUGGGAAAACCAUCCAGGUCAUCACGUUCAUUGCUGGAUUGCAUUAUUCUAAAUUGCUUACAAAACCAGUGUUGGUAGUAGUUCCAGCAACUGUGCUCAAUCAAUGGGCUAACGAAUUUCAUAAAUGGUGGCCUCCUUUAAGAUGUAUAAUUCUUCACAGUAUUGGUACUGGAAUGGGUAAGAAAGUUAGCGAAGAGAAGUUAGAAGAAUACCUCAUGAAUGAUAAAAAGGGAGAUUCCAAUUUCACCAUUAACAAUAAAAUCAAUGCCAAAGAAAUAAUAGACAAGGUUAUGUCUCAAGGUCAUGUACUUAUAACCACCUAUGUUGGGUUAAGAGUAUACUCCGAGUUUAUAUUACCCAAACAAUGGGGGUAUUGUAUUCUAGAUGAAGGUCAUAAAAUCCGUAAUCCUAAUUCCGAUAUUUCAUUAUUGACUAAACAAGUUAGAACCGUCAACAGGUUGAUCUUAAGUGGUACACCUAUACAAAACAACUUGAUAGAGUUGUGGUCACUUUUCGAUUUUGUAUUCCCUGGUAGAUUGGGAACAUUACCUAUAUUUGAGAAUCAGUUUGCUUUACCUAUCAAAAUGGGAGGUUAUGCUAAUGCUUCCAACGUACAAGUGCAAACGAGUUAUAAAUGUGCCACUAUCCUAAGAGAUUUGAUUUCACCAUACUUGUUAAGAAGAUUGAAAAAUGAUGUUGCUAGAGACUUGCCUAAAAAGGAAGAGAUGGUAUUAUUUGUCAAACUCACCCAAUUUCAACAAGAUUUAUAUGAAUCAUUCUUGAAGAGUGAAGAUUUGAAUGCUAUUUUAAAGGGUAAACGAAAUAUGUUGAUGGGAGUAGAUGUAUUAAGAAAAAUUUGUAAUCAUCCUGAUUUGUUGCAGCUCAAUAAGAAUAGUCCAGAUUAUGGGAAUGUUUCAAGAUCAGGGAAACUUGAAGUUGUUAAGAAAUUAGUUCAAUUAUGGGUCGAAAACAAUCAUAAGAUUCUUAUUUUCUGUCAAACCAGACAAAUGUUGGAUAUCUUAGAAAAAAACAUCACCCGUUUACAGAAUGAAGAAGAAAUCUUCACUUAUGAUUAUCUCAGAAUGGACGGAACCACACCCAUAUCCAGACGUCAAGAUUUAGUUGAUAAUUUCAAUAACAACCCAGCUAUUUCUAUAUUCUUAUUAACCACCAAAGUUGGAGGAUUAGGUGUAAAUCUUACAGGUGCUGAUAGAAUUAUUAUAUAUGACCCCGAUUGGAAUCCUUCAACAGAUAUGCAAGCCAGGGAAAGGGCUUGGAGGUUGGGACAGAAGAAAGAUAUUGUCAUUUAUAGACUAAUGAUUGCUGGAUCAAUCGAAGAAAAAAUCUAUCAUCGACAAAUAUUCAAAACUUUCUUAACCAAUAAGAUAUUGAAAGACCCCAAACAAAGGAAAUUCUUCAAAAUGAAUGAUUUGUAUGAUCUUUUCACCUUGGGAGAUCAAGAAGAACAAGGUACUGAAACAGGAGCUAUGUUUGGAGGUAAUGAGACCAAUUUCCAAGGUAGUAAAAAACGGAAAAACCAUGAAAAUAAUGAUGAUUUCAUGAAAGUUGCUAAGAUCAUGGGUGUCAGUAAGUUGGAUAAAUUCGAAGACGAGGAAAAAGAUGGUGACAAUGAAUUGAUGGAGGGAAUCUUUAAUAAUGUUCAUUCAUCAAUUCAACAUGAUGAUAUUUUUAAAGAGCCAGCUAUUGAUAAUGAAGUGAAUAAGAUCGUAAAUGAUUCUUUGCAUGCAUUGAAUGAAAGUAGAAAAUUAACACGUAGAAACAAAAUCGGAGUUCCAACGUGGACGGGGAAAUUUGGAGCUGCUGGUAAGACUAAAUCCAAAUUGGCAUCCAAGAAUGUAAUCGCCAAAUUGAAGCAGCAAGAUAAAAAAGUCAUCAAACCACAAAAAUCCGAUACAAAAUUGAUAGAAAGUAUCAUAUCAGUGUUCAAAGACAAGGAAAAAUUGAAAUCUACUGAUAUCCUUAUCAAGCUUAAGAAUCAAAUUAACAUCAAGAAUACUCAAGAGAUUUUAUUAGUUAAGCUGUUACUACGGAAAGUUUGUAAUUGGGACGCAAUCAAUAAGUUAUGGACAUUGAAAUCGGAAUAUAAAGAACCAUAA